UUAUGAGAAUUUGGGGUCUGCAUCCCACUGUUGUCCUGGUCCCUCAGGGGUUCUCUGUUGUGUUCCUUGUCAGGGCAGUCAUCGGUUGUGGCCGGGCACCAUCUGGUUCUUCUGGUCUCAGGAUGAUGCAGUCUCUGGUUCAGGUGGCCCUUUCUGUCUCUUGGGCUCAUAAUUACCUUGUGUCCUUGAUGUUCUUCAUUCUCCUUUGAUCCAGGUGGAGGCCAAUCACUUUUGAGGUAUAAAAGGAGCAGGUUAGACACAGAAGCAAGUUAGCAGGAAUAGGGAAAGAUAGAUGCCACGUGUAAAUCUCCGAGGAAUGCCAAGAAGAUUGCUAGAGAAACAGAAACAAGGGUUUUCCCCCAGAGGAGAUGCAACACCCAGAAUUCUAGUUUCCUAAAUGUGAGAAAAUCAAUUUCUAUUCAUUAAAGCCACUCACUUGUGAUAUUUCUGUUAUAGCAGCACUAGAUGACUAAGACAGAACUUAACUGUUUCUUCCCUUUUAGAACAUCCCUCUUAUGGAAAAGAAGAGAGGAGAAAAAUCAACCUGUACCUAGUGAAAAAGAUGCUGAUAGUUAAUAUUUCUUGAGUGUUUAUUAUAUGGCAGCAUGUUCCGCCAAGGGAUGCACGACUUGAAAGUCUGGCCUAAUGUCGAAGCAGAUGGAUCAGAACCCACAAAAACGCCUGGCAGAACAAGCAGUACUCUCUCAGAAGACCAAAUGAGUCGCCUUGCCAAGCUGACUAAGGCUCAUCGACAAGGACACAUGGUGAAAGUAGAUUGGCUGGACCGGUUGACAUUUAGAGAAAUAGAAAUGAUAAAUGAGAGUGAAAAACGAAGUUCUAAUUUCAUGUACUUGAUGGUUGAAUUUCAGUGUGUCAAGUGUGAAGAUAAGGAAUAUGGCAUUGUAUAUUAUGAAAAGGAUGGUGAUGAGUCAUCUCCAAUUUUAACCAGUUUUGAGUUAGUGAAAGUUCCUGACCCUCAGAUGUCUAUGGAGAAUUUAGUUGAGAGCAAACACCACAAGCUUGCCCGGAGUUUAAGAAGUGGACCAUCUGACCACGAUCUCAAACCUAAUGCUGCCACAAGAGACCAGCUAAAUAUUAUUGUGAGUUAUCCACCAACCAAACAGCUUACAUAUGAAGAACAGGAUCUUGUUUGGAAGUUUAGAUAUUAUCUUACUAAUCAAGAGAAAGCUUUGACAAAAUUCUUGAAAUGUGUUAAUUGGGAUCUGCCUCAGGAGGCCAAACAGGCAUUGGAACUUCUGGGAAAAUGGAAGCCAAUGGAUGUGGAGGACUCUUUGGAGCUGUUAUCUUCCCAUUACACCAAUACAACAGUGAGGCGUUAUGCUGUUGCUCGGUUGCGGCAGGCAGAUGAUGAGGACUUGUUGAUGUACCUAUUGCAGCUGGUCCAGGCUCUCAAAUAUGAAAAUUUUGAUGACAUAAAGAAUGGAUUAGAACCUACCAAGAAGGAUAGUCAGGGUUCAGUGUCAGAGAGUGUGUCAAAUUCUGGAAUAAAUUCUGCAGAAAUAGAUAGCUCCCAAAUUAUAACCAGCCCUCUUCCUCCAGUGUCUUCCCCUCCUCCUGCAUCUAAAACAAAAGAAGUUUCAGAUGGUGAAAAUCUGGAGCAAGAUCUCUGUACCUUCUUGAUAUCAAGAGCCUGCAAAAACUCAACACUGGCUAAUUAUUUAUACUGGUAUGUGAUAGUGGAAUGUGAAGAUCAAGAUACUCAACAGAGAGAUCCAAAGACCCAUGAGAUGUACUUGAAUGUGAUGAGAAGAUUCAGCCAAGCAUUGUUGAAGGGUGAUAAGUCUGUCAGAGUUAUGCGUUCUUUGCUGGCUGCACAGCAGACAUUUGUAGAUCGGCUGGUGUAUCUGAUGAAGGCAGUGCAGCGUGAAAGCGGAAAUCGUAAGAAAAAGAAUGAGAGACUACAGGCACUGCUGGGAGACAAUGAAAAGAUGAAUUUGUCAGAUGUAGAACUUAUCCCACUACCUUUAGAACCCCAGGUGAAAAUUAGAGGGAUAAUCCCAGAAACAGCUACAUUAUUUAAGAGUGCCCUUAUGCCUGCACAGUUGUUCUUCAAGACAGAAGAUGGAGGCAAGUAUCCAGUUAUAUUUAAGCAUGGAGAUGAUUUACGCCAGGAUCAACUCAUUCUUCAAAUCAUUUCACUCAUGGACAAGCUGUUACGGAAAGAAAAUCUGGAUUUGAAGUUGACGCCCUAUAAAGUACUAGCUACUAGUACAAAACACGGCUUCAUGCAGUUUAUCCAGUCGGUUCCUGUUGCUGAAGUCCUUGAUACAGAAGGAAGCAUUCAGAACUUUUUUAGAAAAUAUGCACCAAGUGAGAACGGACCUAAUGGGAUAAGUGCUGAGGUUAUGGACACUUACGUUAAAAGCUGUGCUGGCUAUUGUGUGAUUACAUAUAUACUUGGAGUUGGAGACAGGCACCUGGAUAACCUUUUGCUGACGAAAACAGGCAAACUCUUCCACAUAGACUUUGGAUAUAUUUUGGGCCGCGAUCCGAAGCCUCUUCCGCCUCCAAUGAAGCUGAAUAAAGAAAUGGUGGAAGGCAUGGGAGGCACACAGAGCGAGCAGUACCAAGAAUUUCGUAAACAGUGUUACACGGCUUUUCUCCACCUUCGAAGGUAUUCUAAUCUGAUUUUGAACUUAUUUUCCUUGAUGGUAGAUGCAAACAUUCCAGAUAUUGCUCUUGAACCAGAUAAAACUGUGAAAAAGGUUCAGGACAAAUUCCGUCUAGACCUGUCUGACGAAGAGGCAGUGCACUACAUGCAGAGUCUGAUUGAUGAAAGUGUCCACGCUCUGUUUGCCGCCGUGGUAGAACAGAUUCACAAGUUUGCCCAGUACUGGAGAAAAUGAAACUGGGUUUGACCGGUCAAGAUGCUUGGCUCAGUAUGAAAACUACUUUAGAUGGCAACCUGCAUAUAAUGAAGACUUCGGAGUAACAAGCAAGGAAAAGAAGACUUAACCUUGAAGAUACUGGAUUUCUUAAAUGCCACAUGUUGCCUAAAUUCAGUUUCGUGACAACCGAAGUGUUGUUUCUUAAACAUGGACUUGAAGGAUUUCUUUUGAAAUAUUGUAUAUAUUUGUUUUUAAGUGUACACAUUGUUAAUACGCUAAGAAAUGAGAUGCUUGUUCCUGGAUCAUGUAUGUAUUGUGAGAGUUCGGGAGGAAUUUAUCUGAAAUAGUAAAACAUUCUACUCUUUUCAACUUAAAAUGUCUUUUUUUCCCUCAUCUUUUCACAUCAGGACAACAGUGAUAUGACUUCAGAUUCAUUGUCUCAGUUUGGGGUUUUGUCUUCCUCUCCUGUUUGUUUGUUUUUGCCCAAGUUAAAAUAGUUAAAGUUUUACAUAUUACAGAGCUCAUUCUUGUAAGUUCAAGAACUACUUUUAUUUCAAAAAAGACAGUCAUUUCUUCUUACUUGUAAAUACUGGCUUUUUGAAAAUUACAGUUCUUCGUUCUCCUAGAUUAUAAGUAUAUAGAGUAGGAUAUAAAAAUGUAUCUUUCUGGGUAACUGUCCAAAAAGUACUAUGACAACAGUUUUUAGAUUUAAGGUAUUUUUACUUCAGAUAAGCAUACAUUUUUUAAUUCACAAAUUGUAAUAAGUCCUUUUCUGAUGCAAAUUUAAUUUUCUAAAGCUUUUGCAGUAGCUCCCUUAGACCUGUUACUGUAACAUAUGUUUCCGACUUAAGCAAAAAAAAUUUUUUUUUA
Molecule: messenger RNA, 3719 nt
Organism: Loxodonta africana (African savanna elephant)
Lineage: Eukaryota; Metazoa; Chordata; Mammalia; Proboscidea; Elephantidae
Gene: PIK3C3
Product: phosphatidylinositol 3-kinase catalytic subunit type 3
Exons: 23
Coding region: 606-2867 (753 amino acids)
Biological process (GO): phosphatidylinositol-3-phosphate biosynthetic process; phosphatidylinositol-mediated signaling; autophagosome assembly
Cellular component (GO): phosphatidylinositol 3-kinase complex, class III, type I; membrane; phosphatidylinositol 3-kinase complex, class III, type II
Molecular function (GO): 1-phosphatidylinositol-3-kinase activity
Source: RefSeq, a predicted model, not a curated record